AGCAGCGCGACUCGUUCGACCUGAUGACGGCGCCUGCUGUGCGCCCCGGCCGCCGCCGCAUCGGCACCCCGGGCGGCUCCUCCUCGACGCAGUACAGCCCGCUCACCGCCGAGGGCACGUUCGACUCGUGCCUCGAGGUCAACGUCCUUAUCUCGUCGCCCUGGGCCGGCCCGUCCACCUCGACCUCGCCCGCCGAAGCCACCUUCCGCACCUACUACACGGCGCCGCGCCUCGACCCGGGCGGCGAGGGUGGCAAUGGCACCGUGUUUGUGUGCGUGCACGGCGCAGGGUACAGCGCGCUGUCGUUCGCCGAGCUCGCGAGGGCGCUGGCGGGCGCAGAGGCGGAGGACGCCGCGGCGGCGAGGGGAAAGGGAAAGGGCCGCAGGGCGAGGGUCGGCGUGCUCGCGUACGAUGCGAGGGGACACGGGAGGACGAGAUUGCCCGACUCGCCGACCUCGACCUCGCCCACCGUCGACAUGUCGCUCGCGCACCUCUCGGCCGACCUCGUCGCGCUCCUCAAGACGGUCUUCCCCGACCGAGCGGCGGCACCUGCACUCGUCCUCGUCGGUCACAGCAUGGGUGGAGCAGUCGUCGCCGACGCGUGCAACCGCAUACAGCGCGAGGUCGCAGAUGUGACGGGCGUCGCCGUCAUUGACGUCGUCGAGGGCACCGCCAUCGACGCCCUGCCCAACAUGGCGGCGCUCAUCGCCGGGCACCCCAAGUCGUUCGACUCGCAGGCCGACGCCAUCGCGUGGCACGUCCACUCGCGCACGAUCAACAACCUGCAGUCGGCGCGCGUGUCGGUGCCGCCGCUCAUUCGGCCAGCAGGGCCGAGCGGGGCGGGAGGAGGUCCGAGCGAGGGCCCGUACGUGUGGCGCGUCGAGCUCGAAAAGACUGAGCCCUACUGGCGAGGAUGGUUCACGGGCCUGAGCGCCAAGUUCCUCGGGUGCAAGGCCGCAAAGCUCCUCCUCCUCGCCGGCACCGACCGACUCGACAAGGAGCUCUUGAUCGGGCAGAUGCAGGGACGGUACCAGCUCGAGGUGUAUCCCGACGUCGGCCACAACGUGCACGAGGACGCACCCGCCCGUACGGCCGAGACGCUCCUCGAUUUCUGGGAGCGCAACGACCGGACAGACGUGCUGCGCGGCGUCAAGAAGGUCGGCGAGGCCUGAGUGGCGCGGCAGGUCGAUGAGGUUGGGCGGUGCGGGAGGCGCGACGCCGAGGCACGAGUGCAACGUGGUCGGUGUGCGCCUC
This is a messenger RNA of Rhodotorula graminis WP1, 1254 nucleotides long. RefSeq lists its product as uncharacterized. Gene Ontology annotation, biological process: protein demethylation. Gene Ontology annotation, molecular function: protein methylesterase activity. The record is from RefSeq and is a predicted model, not a curated record. The transcript has 9 exons. Lineage: Eukaryota; Fungi; Basidiomycota; Microbotryomycetes; Sporidiobolales; Sporidiobolaceae. The coding region runs from base 24 to 1172 and encodes 382 amino acids.